UCUCUUGUCCGCUCGAAUGCAGCGCGCCACUUGUCUGUGCCAUGUGUGGCAAUGUGACCCAGCACGAUCGUGAUGGCAACCGCGUUAUAUCCACUUGGAUCAACUGAAUUUGCUUGUUCGCCUCGACCCUUUCUUCCUCUUCCUCCCCCACUUGACCAACGACUCUGGCCCGUUCAAAUUUCAAAUUGGAUCUGGCUCAGGACCAUUCCAACACGACUUUCUUUUGACCUAAUUCUCCCUUUAUCCUGCGGUGUUCAUGGGUCUCCCAGGCUUCUUUUCGACGCUCUUCGGCUUGAACCCGACUCCCACGACUAGUCUUCCCGUACAGACACCGCCAGUGACAACACCAGCGACGCAGCCCGUGACGUCGCCGGUGGUACCGCCUGUAAAGACCACACCCGUCUUGACAUCGGUGCAGACGCCCCCUAGUGUUCCAACGACCACUGUCACUCUUCCAGGCUUGGGACAGACCACUGCCCCAGUAGUAACAAGCACACCUGUCGUUACUACGCCCUCUGUUCCCCCGGUCGUGUCCACCGUGCCUGUGACAACCUCUGUGCCACCUGCUCUCCCAACGAGUGCCACUGCGGUGACGACACCUGUAUCCGUCAACACGAGCCCUCCUGCUACGACCACAACUGCCGAUGUUCCGCCUGCAGUGACCACUUCCCCGGCUGCAGUCCACACUGUGUCGAACACCGUGACGGUGGCGCCCGUUUCCUCGAGUUCUGCAAACUCAAGCACCAGUAACCUGAACACCAGUGACAACCACCCAACGAGCUUCCUGCAGAACAAGGCACUGUCUGGUGUCGUGUUCGCGCUGGUCGCCAUUGUCGGCGUUGUUCUCAUCUUCAUGGUGGUCACGUUCUUCUUGCGGCGACAGAGGAAGCGGCGGUUGCUCAACGAUGCUAUUUCGUUCGAUCCCAACUUGUUAUCGACGAAUGAGCAGCGGUAUGAGGCGUCGGAGAAGGGGCUGGCGCACUCCACGAACCCUAGCCUUGGGAAUGUUGGAGCGGCGCAGUCGAACGGAGCACCUGGAUACAGCACCUACGCUGAUCUGCCUCAGCCGUAUGGACCGAACUAUGGCCAGCGGCAGCAGCAGCAGCAGCAGCCCGAGUACUACGGCGGUCAACAAGAUUACUAUGGUGGAAUGCAAACCUAUGCUGCACCCCAUCAACAGGCACCACCCCCAUCGAACGAGUACUAUGGCCAAGGGCAGAACAACUUCGGACCCUCUGGACAGCCGUACUACUCGAACUAUGUCUCCCCCAUGGCUGAUGCCCCAGCGCCGGCUCUCGCUGGGACUGCCACGAUACCCCCCAACACGCGCAAUAUACCUCGUGUUCCGGUGCCAUCUCAACACCUGCCCGACUCAUUUGGCGAGACGGAGCAAGAUCGGCGCAAAAGUGUUGAAGAGGCCGAGUUCUGGGCGCGGACCCUGAAGGUCGCCAAUGAGUAGGCGCUAGUCGCACGGCCGCUCUGCGAGUGGUUCUGUAGACGCGAGAAUCGAAUGAAUGCAUAGCUAUCUUGUACUGACCAUCGCUUAUCUUUGUGUACUUGCUUUUUUCGUUCCCGUCCGAAUCGUCCUUGUAAUUCAGAACCUUGUUCCG
Molecule: messenger RNA, 1610 nt
Organism: Mycena citricolor
Lineage: Eukaryota; Fungi; Basidiomycota; Agaricomycetes; Agaricales; Mycenaceae
Source: the annotation of a GenBank genome assembly